AUGGAUAGAAUAAAAGAAAUUUCAAUCAUAAGAGAUGGUCUGCCAUCAAAGGUAUGGUAUUUAGCUUGGAAUCCCCAAGGAACUCUGUUGGCUAGUUGUGGUGAUGAUAAAUCAAUUCAAAUAUGGAAACAGGUUGACGUAGUUAACGAUGUUGAUGAUCAACAACAACAACAAUGGGUAAUGGCAGCAAAGUUGGAUGUACACGAAAAGACUGUAAGAAGAAUCGCUUGGUCUCCUGAUGGUAAAUUGAUUGCUGCUGCUAGUUUUGAUGCAUCUACAUCUAUAUGGGAGUUGUCUGAUGAUAUGAACGACAAUGAAAACAACAACAAUGACUCUUUAGAGUUUAAUCAUAUAUCAACUUUGGAAGGACACCAAUAUGAAGUUAAAUCGGUGGCAUGGGAUCAUACAGGAACUCUAUUGGCUACUUGUAGUCGUGAUAAAUCAAUAUGGAUAUGGCAAAUGGAUGAAGAAAAAGAAUUUGAAUGUUUGUCAAUCAGUCAUGGACAUGGACAAGAUAUAAAGUGUGUAUUGUGGCAUCCAACAGAAGAGAUAUUGGCAUCUGCAUCGUAUGAUGAUACUAUUAAAAUGUGGCAAGAUACCGAUGGCGAUUGGGAGAGUAUAAACACUUUGGUGGGUCAUGAAUCAACGGUAUGGGAUAUUUCAUUUAAUAGAGCUGGUGAUAGAUUGGUAUCUUGUAGUGAUGACAAGAGUGUCAUAUUAUGGGCUCUUGUAAAAGGUGAUCAUUCAGAUCCAUCCCAAUCAUCAUCAUCAUCAUCAUCAUCGUAUCAAUGGAAACAGAGUCAAAUAUUUGAAUCAAGUCACAGUCGAACAAUUUAUAGUGUUGAUUGGUCAAAGGAUCAAUAUGAAAGAAUAGUAUCUACUGGAUCAGAUGACAGUAUAGUACUUUAUGAAAAAGAGGUUGAAUCAAAUAAUAAUAAUAAUAAUAAUAAUAACAAUAAUCCAGACACCACUACAAAGUACAAGAAAUCAUAUCAAAAAUUGAAUGCACACAACAGUGAUGUAAACUGUAUAAGAUGGUGCCCCACAAGAGCAGGUAUCAUGGCAUCUUGUGGUGAUGACUCUACCAUUCGUAUUUGGAAGAUUAUUUAA
This is a messenger RNA of Cavenderia fasciculata, 1110 nucleotides long. It is a transcript of the gene ciao1, whose product is annotated as WD40 repeat-containing protein. Gene Ontology annotation, cellular component: cytosolic [4Fe-4S] assembly targeting complex. Lineage: Eukaryota; Evosea; Eumycetozoa; Acytosteliales; Cavenderiaceae. The record is from RefSeq and is a predicted model, not a curated record. Gene Ontology annotation, biological process: iron-sulfur cluster assembly. Gene Ontology annotation, molecular function: protein binding. The transcript is spliced from 3 exons. Bases 1 to 1110 code for a protein of 369 amino acids.